GCUGGGUAGCGGCCGCGGGGGCGGGCUGGAGGGCUGAGGGCGUCGGAGCUGCUCUCGACGCGUUCGGCGGCGCAAGAUGGCGGACAUCUCCCUGGACGAGCUCAUCCGGAAGCGCGGAGCGGCGACGAAGGGCCGGCUCAGCACCAGACCAGGAGUUGGAGGCGUCCGAUCCCGCAUUGGGAUCCAGCAGAGUAGUCUGCUUAGCCAGUCAGCGCGCACAGCCACUUUCCAGCAGAGAUUUGAUGCCCGGCAGAAGAUUGGCCUCUCAGAUGCCCGCCUCAAGCUGGGAGUCAAAGAUGCUCGGGAAAAGCUUUUGCAGAAAGAUGCUCGGUUUCGGAUCAAAGGGAAAGUGCAGGAUGCCAGAGAGAUGCUUAACUCUCGCAAGCAGCAGAGUACAGUGCCACAGAAGCCCCGCCAGGUGGCAGAUGCCCGGGAGACUAUCAGCUUGAAGAGAAGGUCCCCUGCUGCCUUCACAAGCCCUCCCAUUGGGACGGUGACCCCUGCUCUGAAGCUCACCAAAACCAUCCAGGUUCCACAGCAGAAGCCCAUGGUACCACUUCAUACCCAUCCUGCUGGAAUGAGGAUCAACGUUGUCAAUAACCACCAGGCCAAACAGAAUUUAUAUGACCUAGAUGAAGAGGAUGAUGUUUUAGCACCCAUUCCUGCUAAACAGAUGAAGUUUUCAGCCUCAGGAGGCUUUCUUCACCAGACGGCUGGGCUGAGCAGUUCCAAGCUCUCCAUGUCCAAGGCCCUCCCUCUCACCAAAGUAGUUCAGAAUGAUGCGUACACUGCUCCUGCUCUCCCCUCUAUUCGAACAAAGGCCUUGACCAACAUGUCCCGGACACUGGUGAACAAGGAGGAGGCCCCCAAAGAGCUGCCAUCUGCUGAGACUGUUCUCAGCCCUUUGGAAGGUACCAAGAUGACUGUGAAUAAUCUGCACCCCCGAGUCACUGAAGAGGACAUUGUUGAGCUUUUCUGUGUGUGCGGAGCACUUAAGCGAGCUAGACUGGUCCAUCCUGGGGUGGCAGAGGUGGUUUUUGUGAAGAAGGACGACGCCAUUACAGCAUAUAAAAAAUACAACAACCGGUGUCUGGAUGGGCAACCAAUGAAGUGCAACCUUCACAUGAACGGCAAUGUCAUCACCUCUGAGCAGCCCAUCCUGCUGCGGCUGAGUGACAGCCCCGCAGUGAAAAAGGAGAGCGAGCUGCCCCGGAGGAUGGCUCCGGCCUCCUCCUCCGCCCCUGCCGCUGAGGUGGACCCUGACACCAUCCUGAAGGCGCUCUUCAAGUCCUCGGGGGCCUCGGUGACCACGCAGCCCACAGAAUUCAAAAUCAAACUUUGAGCAGGGCAGAAACACAAGGGUGGCUCUGUCUGCCAAGGCAAAGCUCGUGACCAAUGGGCCCUUGGACUGAAGCUCUGAACAUGGGGAGGGCUUCCUCACUGGACGGGGCCUGCCUUUCUGUGUUCUUCUACCCUGUGCGCUUCUGUACAUUAACGUUUCUUGUAGUUCAUUUCUUCUCCCCUCCACCUCUUCACCAACGUAGGCCUGUGUGUGUCAGCGGGAGCCUCCCCUCCCCUCUGCCCAAGCUGAUUUUUUCCUCUAGAAAUGGUGCGCUGAAUUCUCUGGGUGGCAUUCCUGUGGCCAAUGGGAAGCUUCCUUCCAUGCAGGGCGGCACUGUUUGGGGAGGUUGCCUUCCCUUCUAAGUUCUUCAAACACUGCAGAGGGGUCCUGCAGUGCUGGUGGGCACGGUCUCACCUUGAAAGCCCAUCCACCUGGCCAGUGGAGGAGCAGGGAUCAGUUUCCAGGCCUCUCAUUGGUCUGCAGAGGGCCUUUGGCAAGAGCAGGAUGGGCUGUGGCUCUGCACAGAGCUGUGCACCACCAGCUCAGGCAUCCCGGCGUGAAAUCCCAGAGCCAUAUUUUCCGUGUUCCUCAAGCUGUGCCGAAUGCCCAGUCUGGUCUCCCGCGCCUUGUGAGGAUCACUGCUGGGCCCUCUUGGCCCUCACCUGCCAUGGAGGUCAUCACAGGCUAGCUUUGGU
This is a messenger RNA of Dipodomys ordii (Ord's kangaroo rat), 2037 nucleotides long. RefSeq names its product polymerase (DNA-directed), delta interacting protein 3 (gene Poldip3). The record is from RefSeq and is a predicted model, not a curated record. Lineage: Eukaryota; Metazoa; Chordata; Mammalia; Rodentia; Heteromyidae. The transcript is spliced from 9 exons. Gene Ontology annotation, cellular component: nucleus. Gene Ontology annotation, biological process: mRNA export from nucleus. Bases 77 to 1342 code for a protein of 421 amino acids. Gene Ontology annotation, molecular function: mRNA binding.